AGGCCAGGAAUUGCAAUGUCCGUCCUCUGUUUUAUUUUAGCAAUUUUCACCUUGGCCAUGAGCGGCACCUCUGGUCUCCCCAUGUCAAAUGAGACAGACCGUCAAGCUUUGCUUGCUAUCAAGGAUUUCGUGCAAGGAGAUGCUUUUCCGGUUUUCCGCUCCUGGAAUCAUUCCAUCCUCUUCUGCAAGUGGGAUGGAGUUGAAUGCGGUCGUAAGCAUCAGCGCGUGACCAUUCUAGACUUAUCAUCCCGAGGGUUGGUGGGUUCUCUAUCCCCUCAUGUAGGGAACCUUACCUUCCUCAGGACGAUUGAUCUUGGCGACAACGACUUCCAUGGUACCAUCCCGAAAGAAAUUGGAAGGCUGUUUCGCCUACAACAACUUAUUCUUGCGAAUAAUUCCUUUGAAGGCAAACUAUCUACCAACAUCACCGGUUGGUCGAACAUCAAAGAAAUAAACCUAGUUAAUAACAGCCUAGGAGGAGAAAUGCCUGUUGUGGUGAGCUCUCUGUCUAGUCUCGCGCGACUGGUACUCGGUCGAAACAAUUUCAGAGGAUCGAUACCAGCCUCAUUCGGAAAUCUCUCUGUGCUGUCUGUGCUUUCUUUGUCGUUCAACAAGCUAUCCGGAAGCAUUCCUUACGAACUUGGACGACUUUACAAAUUACGGGUUCUUCAACUGCCCUACAACAACUUGACUGGUAUGGUUCCUACCCAACUUUACAACAUAUCGUCGCUCAGAGUGUUUUCUCUAAUCACGAAUCAAUUGCAUGGAACCCUUGCCCCAGAUUUCGGUUUGGCUCUUCCAAAUCUAGAAGAUUUUAGUAUUGCUAUUAACCAUUUCUAUGGGCCUAUCCCUUCAUCGAUAGGCAAUGCUUCUAGACUUUGGAGAUUCGAAAUUGCACAGAAUUCAAUUAACGGGCCAAUACCAAAAAGUCUGGGAAACCUUAAUGAUCUUGAAUCAUUUGGGGCAGCUAGGAAUCCACUUGAAACUAAGAGUGGGAAUGAAUUAAGCAACAUUAUCAAUACGCUUUCCAACUGUUCCAAUCUACGAGCAUUGGGUUUAGGUGCAAAUAACUUUAGUGGUUUGUUGCCCAAUUCCAUCGCAAAUCUCUCAAAAGUUCCGAGUCAGUUGUAUGUAACAGAAAACGAUAUUUCUGGAAGCAUACCUGUUGGGAUUGGGAACCUUCUGAACUUACAGAUUGUUUCAGUAUUUGGGAACAUGCUUAGUGGCAGUAUACCUGAAUCCAUUGGUACACUCUCCAAGUUGGAGGAAAUUUACAUGUUAGCAAAUAAGCUCUCUGGAAAAAUCCCAUCCUCCAUUGGAAACCUAAGCCAGCUAAGCAUCCUUGCCAUCUCUGACAAUAAGCUAGAGGAAAGAAUUCCCGAUUCCUUGGGAAAUUGUAAACGUCUUCUAGCACUUGAUCUUGGUUACAAUAAGCUCACCGGAACGAUACCUGGACAAGUCUUCGGGCUUUCAUCCCUAUCUAUUGGUCUUUACCUCGGUGGUAAUCAAUUAACAGGACCGAUACCAAUGCAAAUCGGUAACUUGAUAAAUCUCGGAUUGCUGGACUUACAAGAAAACAAAUUAUCAGGAGGAAUCCCAACAACUCUUAGCAAAUUCCAAGUGUUGGAAAUCCUUUCUCUUGCGGGAAAUCAUUUUGAAGGUACUAUUCCCGAAUCCCUCAAUCAACUGAAAGGUAUUCAAUUUCUAGAUCUGUCUCGCAAUAACUUGUCCGGACAAAUUCCCAAGUUUUUAGGAGAGUUGAAUUCACUUCAAAGUCUCAACCUCUCAUACAAUAUGUUCGAAGGUGAGAUUCCAAUUGACGGAUUGUUCAAGAAUGUUAGUGCCUUUUCAGUUGUCGGAAAUAGCAAGCUGUGCGGAGGGGUUGAAGAACUGCAACUUCCUGCAUGUCCAGCCAAAGUAUUGCGGAAAAGGAAAGGACCGCUCAAGAAUAAAGUGAUAAUACCUGUAAUCACUAUGUCUAUUAUUGUUGUGAUUCUAAUCUGUGUCGCAACAAUAAUUUUUCGAAUCAGAAGGUCAAGACGAGAAAUUCCAUUGGCCUUACCGUUUCAAAGCAAGUACCCGAAACUCUCUUAUGCAGAACUUCACCAAGCAACCAAUGGGUUCUCUUCCGACAACUUGAUAGGUGAGGGAAAGUAUGGUCUUGUUUUCAAAGGGAUUCUCAACUCUACCGGACAAACAAUUGCUGUGAAGGUAUUGAAACUUCAAGAACGUGGAGGGAAUAAGAGUUUCCAAGCAGAAUGUGAAGCACUCAAGAACAUUCGCCAUCGCAAUCUCGUCAAGAUAGUCACAUCUUGCUCAAGCAUCGAUUUUAAGCGCAAUGAUUUCAAGGCUUUAGUUUUCGAGUUCAUGGAAAACGGGAGCUUAGAUAGCUGGUUAUACCCAGAAUGUCUUCAUGAGCAACAAGGAACUCUAAGGUUGAGCCUCAUCCAACGUUUAAACAUUGCCAUUGACGUGGCCUCUGCAUUGGAUUAUCUUCACUAUCAUUGUGAAGUAGCUACCAUUCACUGCGACUUAAAGCCAAGCAACGUUCUUCUUGAUGCUGAUUUUUGUGCCCGUGUGAGUGACUUUGGUCUUGCAAAGAUUCUUUUACAAACCACAUGUAGAUCAAACAAUCAAGUUCAAUUGGCAUUGGAGGAACAAUUGGAUAUGUUGCUCCAGAAUAUGGUAUGGGUGAAGAGAUAUCAACACAAGGUGAUAUGUAUAGCUAUGGAGUGUUACUACUGGAAAUGUUCGUCGGAAAAAGACCAACUGAUUGCAUGUUCAGUGACAAUCUUAGCCUCUCUGGUUACACAAAAAUGUUUCUUCCGAACAAGGUAUUAGAGAUCGUCGAUCCCCAGAUGAUAUUGGAAGAAGAAAGGCAUCCAAGUAGGAAUAGGCAAACUAUCACACCGAACACUAAUAAACUUGAAGUUUGCCUUGUUUCUGUCCUUCAAAUUGGUGUUUCAUGUUGUGCUGCACUGCCCAAUGAGAGAAUGAAUGCUAGAGACGUCCUUGCGGAACUGCACAAGAUUAGAAAUGUAUUCCUCGGGGCGAGGGAACAAGGGGGGAAACAUGGUAGUGUGAAUGAUGCUUAACUGAAUCAUGCUAGCAGCUAGCUUGUUUUGAUGUUCUAGAAAUAACUCUCUUAUCUCUCUCCAUCAGCCCCCUCCUUGCUUUAUUCUGCAACAAGCAAGCAUGUAGGUGAUAAAAGUGGUUUUGUGGUUUCUUUCACUGUAUGCAAUGCCUUCUCUUUCUAUCUAUCAAUAAAAUGUUUUUGUCUUUGAAAUGAUUGUUAACUAAAA
Rhododendron vialii is the source of this 3302-nucleotide messenger RNA. RefSeq names its product putative receptor-like protein kinase At3g47110. The record is from RefSeq and is a predicted model, not a curated record. The coding region runs from base 16 to 2841 and encodes 941 amino acids. The transcript has 2 exons. Gene Ontology annotation, biological process: protein phosphorylation. Lineage: Eukaryota; Viridiplantae; Streptophyta; Magnoliopsida; Ericales; Ericaceae. Gene Ontology annotation, molecular function: ATP binding; protein kinase activity; receptor serine/threonine kinase binding.